Messenger RNA from Wickerhamiella sorbophila, 1569 nucleotides. RefSeq lists its product as hypothetical. The coding region runs from base 1 to 1569 and encodes 522 amino acids. The transcript has a single exon. The record is from RefSeq and is a predicted model, not a curated record. NCBI's taxonomy places the organism in Eukaryota, Fungi, Ascomycota, Dipodascomycetes, Dipodascales, Trichomonascaceae.
AUGCAAUCGGUGGCUAAUGGUUAUGUGGCCCCCACCACCAGGCCGCCGUCGGAUGGGAACGAAAAUGCUGCUUUUUCUGAUCGAGACCCUUCUCCGGACGUGGAUCCGGCCACUCAACACGAGAACGGCCAUGAGCCCAUGGACGUAGACCCAGAGCCCGCCGCUGCUGGUAACGAUUCGAGGAUGGCGAAUGUAGAUUCUGGUGACUUAAAAACCGCUGUCGUUCCAGAAACAGAUGCUCCAAGUGGAAUGGACGCCAUGGAUGUUGUGAAUCCGGUUGAGGGAGUCGACCGUCGUCGAUCAGGGCGUGUGCGACACGUUCCUAAAGAGUUUGUUCCCGAGCCGAUCAAGCCCAAAGCGCCGCGAAGUUCCAAGCCAAAGAAGAAAGCUGAGCAGAAGCCUACUUUGAUCGCUAAUGUGCGCUACUUGAACAUCAGCCCGCGUCCACAGUUUUCGGCCAUCCAAUUGGACUGCUCCAAAGACAUAUUUUGGCUCCGGCUGAAUCUUCGUGAGUUUCUUCUUCGUUUUGAUAAACUCUGCCGUCUGCCAACCCGCCACGCAACUACAAUUAAUGACCCCCUGCAACCGUGGAACGACUAUCUCUACAAAGCAACUAUAGUGGCUCUGUUUCGCUUGGUCGAAAACGACAAUACGCCGAUUUUCGAGUACGCAAAAUAUUAUUUGGCUGAAAUCGAGCAUACGCCUGCCGAAUCGCCCAGACUGUGGGAGCUCAUGUACGAGUUUCUUGAACAAAGCGAUCCUUAUUUAAACGCCGCGGACGAGCUUUCUGGAGAGCACUACCGUUUGGAACUCAUUCGCAGGCUCAUGGUGCUGGCCACCGGAACCGAGACCAUCAGGAUCACAAUCCUCAACGACCAUGAGCAGCUCCGGCAGCUGCAACUGGGCCAGGGAGACAAGAUCAAGGCCAUUAAUACUCACCUCACAGAGUCUAUGAAAAAGCUCGAGAAACUCAAAAGCACCGACAAGCAACUGUAUUUUGACCGCGUGGCCGCUGCCGAGCGCACAGCCGCCGAUAAACGAUUCCGAGCCCAGCAAACACUGCACUCACAGACCCACAAGUACACUCUACGUACUAUACCGCUUGGCGAAGACAUCGAAGGCAACUUGUAUUGGAGUUUCCAACAGAAAUCAAAAGAUAUCCCAAGCUGGGGGACAUGGAUCGUCUGUGAGCUUGUGUGGCCGACUGGAAUGGUUGAAAAGCGGUCCAAAGCAACCAAACAGCAAGUCGGACAGCUUUUCAAAAAGAAAAAGGUUCCUAAAGAAAAAGAGCCCGUAAAGUUAACUCUGUCGGCCUCUGCCUUUGAUCAGACUAAGGCGCCUGAUCAACCCGAAACCAAGCCUGAACCGGUCAAAAAAGAAGAGAACCCAAAACCGAAACCUGAAAAGAAAUUCAAGCCUCCAACGCCUCCGAAAUCCAAAACAUUGUACUAUGUCGAAGGGAAGGAGAACAUUGCCGCUCUAGCGGAGUGGAUCAAGGGCCAACCAGGUCACCAAAACGAAAAGCUGGUGACGGAUCUUGAGAGUAUUUCGCUUUAUUUACAAGAAUGA